This is a messenger RNA of Osmerus eperlanus (European smelt), 952 nucleotides long. It is a transcript of the gene gngt2a, whose product is annotated as guanine nucleotide binding protein (G protein), gamma transducing activity polypeptide 2a. Lineage: Eukaryota; Metazoa; Chordata; Actinopteri; Osmeriformes; Osmeridae. Gene Ontology annotation, biological process: G protein-coupled receptor signaling pathway. Gene Ontology annotation, cellular component: heterotrimeric G-protein complex. The transcript has 3 exons. The coding region runs from base 488 to 697 and encodes 69 amino acids. The record is from RefSeq and is a predicted model, not a curated record. Gene Ontology annotation, molecular function: G-protein beta-subunit binding.
UUGAACAUGCAGUUGUGUUUGUUUUCCUGUGUGACUUUGAUGUUUGACCUGGCUUAGACCCAUACCCUGGGGUCAGAGGUCACAGUUUUGCCAGCGAGAGGAGCUAAACGUCAGUACAACAAAGAGCUAGAGGUCGCAACCUCAUUUACUAAGGUCACGAUCAGCGCCAAGGCAGCGGGCUUCCCUCCUGGUUCUCUGCCAGGCUUUUGUGACAUCGCGGCCAAGAUGAUCUCAGGCCAGCUUGACAUUUGGCUUGGCUAAUUAGUCCGAUUGCUUAAUCUCAUCAGCGGGAAUGGGAGGGGCCACAGCAGGGUUGUGGGUUCCUGUUUGGGGUUAGACUCCGCCCCUUUGGACACCCUGCUGAAAAGGAAGGUGCCGGGAACACAGCGGCCAGUUGGACUCAGGGUGGCAGGUCCAUCACACCCUCCUCUAGAGGACAAGAGACAACAACUUCCUGCAGCAGCUGCCCCCCAACCAAUCAGGCAAGAUGGCUCGAGACAUGUCCGACAAGGACAUCCUGAAAAUGGAGCUGGACCAACUGAAAAAGGAGGUCUCCACCCCACGAGAACCUAUCUCCAAGACGGCGAAGGAGCUGAUUGACUACGUAGAGGGCCUGUCUGGUGACGACCCUCUGAUGAAGGGAGUACCCGACGACAAGAAUCCCUUCAAGGACAAGGGGGGCUGCGUCAUCACCUAGCCCAGGGUGGCUCUGCUCUGGUCAUCCCCGGGCCAGAAGAACAGACACCAACCUAACACCAGGACUAUCCCAUGCUCAGCCUUCAGCACAGCGCUGAAUACAGACAACCUAGUAGACUCUGUUUCUCGCUCAACCAGCACAUCUUACAUUCCUGUAGUUAUGUUUGACACCUCACACACCUAUCUUCACACUUUUGGUUCCGGAAAGUUCUGACAGAUUGAAUGACCGGGGUUUUUUCAUGUAAAUAAAGCAUGU